AUGGACCGCGCAAGGAAGCGCGAGCUUCGGGCUCUGAAUGAAAAGGCCUGGGAGGGCGACAAAGGGCUCAUCAACGUCAGCAGCUCGCUUGACUCGUCGCUCAAGAAGAACACAGCCUUCAUCAAGCGUCUCCGGACCGCCAUCAGCGCCGCAACCCUCUCGACGUUCCUGCAAGAGAUUCGAACCCUGAGCCUGCACAAGUACCUAUCCGAGAUCAUUUCCGCCUGCUAUGAGGGCCUCUGUCGCCUCAAGACCCCCGGGGAAAUUGAUGCCGCCGUCGAGAUCGUGAGCGCUCUCCACCAACGCUUCGGCCCUGCCGAGUUUACCGAGUAUCUCACCUGGCUGCUCGGCAAGGGCAUGGCCACACCCGACAAGAGCGUUCUCAAGACCUUGGCUGCCGAAGUGCGCGAGAAGGAGGAAAAGGAGCGCAUCACCCGCCAGCGUGCUCUCCUCAGGGUCAUUACCGAGCUCUGGCUCGUCGGCGUGCUACGGACCCUGGACGAUGCCACCAAGCCAGACGAUGCCACCAAAGGCGCUACCGGCAAGUCAGUCGAGCUCAAGACUCGAAGCAACUCCAAGCCUGGCGCCUCUGCAGACCCGUUCCCGCUCGAGGUUUUGAAAGAUUUACUCGGCCACGACAGGGAGCACGCCAACCUGCCGCUGCUCGUCAUCUUCGUCAAGGCUUUCAGCUGGGAUAUCUUGGGAGUUCGAACUACUACGCCUGAAAGCCGCAAGUCUGGAGAAGACGAAGCCUCGUCGACCCCUGAAGAGACCGCAGAAUCCUCCGUCGAAGAUCAACCGUUUACUCCCCCCGAACUGGCCGAAAAAUUCAAGGAAGUCCUCAAGAAAUACUUUGACGAUGUCGCCAAUCACAUUGUGCGCGAUCAAAAGUCGAUUCACUCCCAAGCCCGGCGUAACGCUGAGGCCUAUGUCAAGUCCGGAGAAGUCUUUGAAGAUAGGCAAGCAAACUACGAGAAGCAAGUCAAGGCUCAGGAUAGGCUUGUUGCCAAUGCUCAGGUCAUAGCCGAUGUUAUUGGCGCCGAAAUGCCCAACCUGAAAGACUCCAACGAUCCUCUUGCAGCCUCAAACAGCACCAUCGGCUUGGUCAAGACUGGCGACUACCUACGAUCCAUGGCUGAUGGUGCCGGCAUCUGGGAAGAUGAAGACGAACGCCGCUUCUACGAAAAUCUGGUGGACCUCAAAGGAAAGGUCCCGGCCAUCCUUCUCGAGGACGGCAAGAAGAAGAAGCAGGAGACUGAGGAGCAGAAUGCCAAGAAGCCCGAAUCUAGUACCGAGGGCGCAGAAGCUGCAAAAGCCCCAGAGCCAAUUGACGAUCAGUCAAUGGCCAUUGCGAACAAGACCAUUGGAGCCCAGGUAGAUGCCCUUUUGGCUCGCCUGCCCGACCUGACCAACAAGGAGAUCAUCGACCAGACGGCCAUUGACUUUUGCUUUCUCAACUCCAAGGCGUCGCGCAACCGACUGGUCAAGGCGCUGACGGAGGUCCCAAAGGGACGGAGCGAUUUGCUGCCGUCCUGGGCCCGUCUGGUUGCCACACUGGGCAGAUAUAUGCCCGAUGUCCCCAAGGGAUUAGUCGACUAUCUCGAUGCCGAGUUUCGUAGCUUGCAGCGCCGCAAGGAAAAGGAUUUUCUGGGCCAGGUCCGACUCAGCAACAUUCGAUACCUGGCAGAGCUCACCAAGUUUGGAGUAGUCCCUGAGCACGUUGUUUUCCACUGCCUCAAGGUCAGCCUCGACGACUUUUCUCGCAUGAACAUUGAGAUUUUGUGCAACUUGAUCGAAAAUUGUGGCCGCUAUCUUCUCAGGAACCCUGAAACAGCGCCGAGAAUGGCCAGUUUUCUGGAGACGCUGCAGCGGAAGAAGUCUGUGCAGCAUAUUGGCCAGCCGGAGAGGAUGCUCAUUGACAACGCCGUGUACUUCGUUGAUCCUCCAGAACGGCCUGCAAUUGAGCAGAAAGAAAGGACUCCGAUGGAGCUCUUUAUCCGGAAGCUGAUAUAUGGCGACAUGACUAAACGGAAUUAUAGCAAGAUUCUUAAGCAGAUUCGCAGACUUCACUGGGAAGAAGCAGAGGUCGUUGCCAUUCUCGAAAAGGUCUUUUCUAAGCCUGGCAAAGUGAAAUAUGGAAACAUCCAUCUCCUCGGCAUUCUCCUGAGCGCUCUCUACCGUCAUCACCCACACUUUGUUGUCAGAGUCGUGGAUAACGUUGUAGAGUCCAUUUGCUUCGGGCUAGAGCAGAACGACUUCAGGUUCUCCCAGCGCCGCGUUGCCGAGGUCAAAUACCUUGGCGAGCUCUACAACUACCGCAUGUUGGAGCAUCCGGUCAUCUUUGACACCAUGUACAAGAUUUUGCUGUUUGGUUAUAGCGGACCACCUGUUCUGGGCAAGUAUAACGCUUUUGAUCCGCCGGACGACUUCUUCCGGAUUCGCCUCAUUUCCAUCAUGCUGGAAACCUGUGGCAUGUUUUUCAACCGAGGUGCUGCUGGGAAGAAGCUCGACUACUUCCUCUCAUUCUUCCAGUAUUACGUCCAUACCAAAGCGCCCCUGCCGCUGGACAUUGAGUUUCUUGUGCAUGAUACCUUUGCACUGACGAGGCCUCAAUGGAAGUUUGUAGACGACAUCGAGGAGGCGACCAAGGCUUUCCAGCUUGCCAUUGCUCAGGACCAGAAGACUGCGGGAGUGGACAAAGUUGCGGAAGCAGACGACGCUACAAGUGGCGCCUCUUCCGAGGAUGACAACGGUGAUAUGGAUGACGUAGAAGCCGAUGGCGACGGUGACGAUGAAAGCGCUUCCGAGGAAGAAGAGGAAGCGGAGGAUGGUGACAAUGUCUCUGCCCACGAAAGCGAAUACGAAGAGGCCAUCAUCGUCACCAGACAAGAAGAAGCUGUGGAUCCCGAAGACGAAGCCGAGUUUGAACGAGAAUACGCAAAGAUGAUGGCAGAGAGCCUUGAAUCACGCAAGUUUGAGCGCAAACAGCUGUUUGACGUGCCGCUGCCCGUGCGGUCGAGAAACCGCGAACCGUCCAUGUCUACCGGCACUGGGGAGACGCAGCAGAAUGGCAAAAUGGCAUUCUCACUGAUGACGAAAAGAGGCAACCGGCAACAGACUCGGACCGUCGAACUACCUUCGGACUCGACAUUUGCAAUCGCUAUGAAGACACAGCAGCAAGCAGAGAGAGAAGAACAGCAGCGAAUCAAGAACCUUGUUCUGAACUAUGACCUCCAACAGAGUGAUGACCAAGACGUCAAUGACCGGCCGACAACGUUCUACCACAACCGGGUAGACAAACCGAACAAGGGCCAGCGUGUUCGGAAGCUGCAGCUCAGCGAUGUGGAUUGGUAG
Trichoderma reesei QM6a is the source of this 3354-nucleotide messenger RNA. RefSeq lists its product as uncharacterized. Gene Ontology annotation, biological process: nuclear-transcribed mRNA catabolic process, nonsense-mediated decay. Gene Ontology annotation, molecular function: protein binding; RNA binding. The transcript has 9 exons. Gene Ontology annotation, cellular component: exon-exon junction complex; cytoplasm. The record is from RefSeq and is a predicted model, not a curated record. NCBI's taxonomy places the organism in Eukaryota, Fungi, Ascomycota, Sordariomycetes, Hypocreales, Hypocreaceae. The coding region runs from base 1 to 3354 and encodes 1117 amino acids.